UGCGUGCUGACCGGGAGCUGGAUGAAUGACCUGGGCUCCAACAUGACCAUCGGGGCCGUGAACGGAGAAGGCAACUUCGCUGGCUCCUACCACACGGCCGUGAGUGCCACCACAAAUGAGAUCCAGGUGUCACCGCUGCAGGGAUCCCAGCACCACACGAACCAGAAGAGCCAGCCCACCUUUGGCUUCACCGUCAACUGGAGCUUUUCAGUCUCCACCACCGCCUCCAUGGGCCAGUGCUUCGCGGAGGAUGGGAAGGAAAUACUGAGGACUGCGUGGAUUGUGCAAGACGAGGUUGACAGCCUCGAGGAUGACUGGAAAGCCACCGUGCUCACCCUCGCGUUCCUCCAGCACUGCCCAGGUCACACAGACCUCCUCACCUCGCCUGUCCUGGGCGCCCUGCCACCAGGCCACCCACCCCACGGCUGCUAG
Messenger RNA from Pygoscelis adeliae (Adelie penguin), 432 nucleotides. RefSeq names its product avidin-like. The record is from RefSeq and is a predicted model, not a curated record. Gene Ontology annotation, molecular function: biotin binding. NCBI's taxonomy places the organism in Eukaryota, Metazoa, Chordata, Aves, Sphenisciformes, Spheniscidae.